UCGUGUCAAUUAAGCGCCACGAACGUGUAGCGUCCUGCGCCGUACGAUCCCACGGAGCCUAUAUUUUGCACUUUCCCAAACCAAAAGCUACCCUGUCAUCAGCGAGUUAAUCGCUCCCCGCUGCUGUUAAUUACCGCGGCGAUCGAACCAAGCGUCAAUUUCAAUUCCCCCCUCGGCCCGUCUCUCCUCCCAAGAAUUCACAAUCGCGAAUCCAAUCUCAGCGACGAAACCUUUCUUCCUCCGCAAUCCAAAUUCCAAUGGCGGCCGCCGCCAUCGCCCACCUCCGACACGGCGCGAGGCGCCACGCGCUCCUAUGCCUCUUGCUCUCGCGCCGCCGCUUCUCCUCCUCCGCCGCCGCGGUUUCCCCGCUCACUGCGGCCGCGCGGCGCCUCCUCUCCACGACGGCCGACUCCGCCACGUCCUCAUCCGGGGAGCGCUACAAGCCCCCGCCCUUCGACCCGUUCCGCGCCGCCACUCUAUCGCCCUCGGCCCCGCCGCUUGAGUCGCCCCCGAGCAGCCCGCCGCCACCGGAGGAGGCGGCCGCGUCCGAGGCGGCGCACGAGCAGGCGACGCUGGCGUGCCAGGAGGUGGAGCUGGAGGGCCUGAAGGCAGGGGUGGAGGCGGUGAGGAGAAGGGAGGGGUCGUCGGAGGAGAAGGAGGCGUGGUGGCUGCUCGGCCGCGCAGUCGUCAACUACUGCGGUAGCGCCGUCGGGACGGUGGCGGCGAACGACCCGUCCACGUCUAACCAGCUCAAUUACGACCAGGUGUUCAUCAGGGACUUCGUGCCGUCGGCCAUCGCGUUCCUUCUCAAGGGGGAGAGCGAUAUCGUGAAGAACUUCCUGCUCCACACCUUGCAGCUCCAGAGUUGGGAGAAGACAGUGGAUUGCUAUAGUCCUGGUCAGGGGUUGAUGCCUGCUAGUUUCAAAGUUAGAUCCGUGCCUUUAGAUGGAAACAGUGAAGCAUUUGAGGAGGUCCUCGAUCCUGAUUUUGGAGAGUCAGCCAUUGGACGUGUAGCGCCAGUUGACUCUGGUCUUUGGUGGAUAAUCCUGUUGAGGGCAUAUGGCAAAAUUACUGGAGACUUUGCUCUGCAAGAAAGGGUUGAUGUGCAAACAGGCAUCAGAUUAAUCCUGAAUUUAUGCUUGUCUGAUGGAUUUGACAUGUUUCCUACAUUGCUAGUAACUGAUGGAUCAUGUAUGAUUGAUCGGCGGAUGGGAAUCCAUGGGCAUCCUCUUGAAAUCCAGGCUCUGUUCUAUUCUGCUGUGCGCUGUGCCCGUGAAAUGAUCGGUGUUAAUGAUGGAUCGAAGAACCUGAUCCGUGCUAUCAACAACAGGCUCAGUGCUUUAUCAUUUCACAUCAGAGAGUAUUAUUGGGUUGAUAUGAAGAAGAUAAAUGAAAUUUAUCGCUACAAGACUGAAGAGUACUCCUAUGAUGCUAUUAAUAAGUUCAACAUCUACCCAGAGCAGAUUCCUUCUUGGCUUGCAGACUGGAUUCCUGAGAAAGGUGGUUACCUUAUAGGCAAUCUACAGCCAGCUCACAUGGAUUUUAGGUUUUUUUCUCUUGGGAAUCUCUGGGCGAUUGUCUCAUCUCUUGCUACUCAAAGGCAAGCAGAGGGUAUUCUGAACCUCAUUGAAGCCAAAUGGGAUGACAUAGUAGCAAAUAUGCCUCUCAAGAUAUGCUACCCUGCACUAGAGAAUGAGGAGUGGCGUAUCAUUACCGGCAGUGACCCCAAAAACACGCCCUGGUCGUAUCACAAUGGUGGUUCUUGGCCUACAUUGUUAUGGCAGUUCACCCUAGCAUGUAUCAAGAUGGGUAGGCGUGACUUAGCAUUGAGGGCUGUUGAAGUGGCAGAAAAGAGGCUCUCAAAUGACAAGUGGCCGGAAUAUUAUGACACCAGGACAGGAAGGUUUAUUGGGAAACAAUCACGGCUAUAUCAAACCUGGACCAUUGCAGGAUAUCUUAGCUCCAAAAUGUUAUUGGACUGUCCCGAGAUGGCAUCAAUACUUAUAUGUGAGGAAGACUUCGAGCUAUUGGAAGGGUGUGCUUGCAGCGUGAACAAGAGCGCUCGCAUCAAAUGCUCGCGUCGUGCGGCCAAGUCGCAGGUCCUUGUGUAGUUACAUGCCUGUUCUUGACCACAAAGAACUGCACUGCUCCGUCAAUUUUGUCGGACUUUUCGUCACAGAGUUGGCACCAGUUGCUUCAUUAGGAUGACAACCGACCACCUAAGCCGGUUAUUUUGGCGAGUUUGUGGUUAAUUAAUUCAUACAAGAGUAUACAUUGUUGUAUGUACAUUUUACUUAAUCAAGAGUUCAUUAUGUACUGUGCCAAAAUCAAGAGUUCAUUAUGUACUGUGCCAAUUAAACGAAGUUGAUUGGCAGCGUUGUAAACAGACAGCAUGUAAAUAUCACCACUUGUUAAAGAUCUGCAUUGAGAAAUACAAGGCGAUAUCUUGCA
Messenger RNA from Phragmites australis (common reed), 2451 nucleotides. RefSeq names its product neutral/alkaline invertase 1, mitochondrial. The transcript has 6 exons. Gene Ontology annotation, biological process: sucrose catabolic process. The coding region runs from base 258 to 2111 and encodes 617 amino acids. The record is from RefSeq and is a predicted model, not a curated record. Gene Ontology annotation, molecular function: endo-alpha-N-acetylgalactosaminidase activity; sucrose alpha-glucosidase activity. NCBI's taxonomy places the organism in Eukaryota, Viridiplantae, Streptophyta, Magnoliopsida, Poales, Poaceae. Gene Ontology annotation, cellular component: mitochondrion.